UGUAACAUCAUUCGCAGGACUGGUUGAACUCGAGAGAGGUACUGCUGAGGCUGUUACAACAGCCUUACUUGAGUUCUUGGAAAAACAUAUGAAGCUGGACGUCAAGAAAUGCAUUGGCCUGGGAACAGAUGGCUGUAACACAAUGUCAGGAGCACAUAACUCAGUGAUCUCAAAAUUGCGGGAAGUAAACCCGCAUGUAACACACAUUAAGUGCAUAUGUCACUCUUUACAACUAUGCACUUCAUAUGCAAUGAAAAAGUUGCCCUCCCACCUUGAGUAUAUGCUGUCACAAACCUACAGAUAUUUCUCUAGUAGUGUUCUCCGCCAACAAAAGUAUGCAAACCUAUACUCUACAAUCAACGUGGGAGAACAGCCUCUCAAGAUUCUGCAGCUGUGUGAUACACGAUGGCUUGCAAUUGCUCCAUGCCUGUCGAGGAUCCUGCAUCAGUAUGACGAACUGAAACUUCAUUUUGAGAUUUCCAAGCACGAAGACUAUGCUGCCGACCUGUUGUAUCAAAUGUACAAAGAUCCAGCGAACAAGGCGUUCUUGGCGUUCCUGAACCCUAUUGUGUCUCAGGUGAACAGAGUGAACAAGAUGUUCGAGGCUGAUCAGUGCAAUGUCAGCAAACUACUUGCAGAGCUGAUAUCCCUUUAUCAAUCCGUCCUCAUUCGACUCAUGAUGCCGAGGACCUUUUCUUCACAGCAGGCUGUGAUAAAUUUUGAUGUGGACGAUGACCGCAACCACCUGCCUUUGCAAGCAGUGGACAUGGGUGUGCAGUUCAACAUAGAAGUGGGACAGAGCAACCUGGAUCCUGGAAUUGUCACCACCAUCAGGAAACACGGGCGUGACUUCCUCAUGCAGCUUCUCAAAGAGCUACAGAUGAGGUUGCCCUCGAAUGUACAGCUUCUGCAAAGCAUGGAUGCUUUGAGUCCGAAACAGUUUUAG
Messenger RNA from Eriocheir sinensis (Chinese mitten crab), 946 nucleotides. RefSeq names its product SCAN domain-containing protein 3-like. The coding region runs from base 89 to 946 and encodes 285 amino acids. Lineage: Eukaryota; Metazoa; Arthropoda; Malacostraca; Decapoda; Varunidae. The record is from RefSeq and is a predicted model, not a curated record. The transcript has 3 exons.